UCGUGAAAGUGACGUGCGCGAGUAGCCGUACGAACGCUGGACGAGCUGGGUGAAGUUUGGCGGUGGUCAGUGGUGGUCAUCUCGUCGUGAAUCGGCUCGCGCUGACUUUAUUCCCCCGAUCAAUCCGAUCGCGCCGACAACCACACGUGAUUCUCCCCCGUCUGUCUUUUUUUUUCCUCUCUGCGAGGAACGAAAAUCGAUCUCGUUCAUCGGCCGCGACAUUCGCGCACGCGGGAGAGACGCGCGGAUUGACAGUUGAGACGCGAGGACGACGGGCGAAUUGACAGUCAGGUAGACACGAGAACGAUAGACCAGUCGAAACGACGACAAUGACGGUGACGACGACGGCAGGUUGUAGGUCGCGCGAUGGCGAACGAUGAUAGGCGAUGACGGGCGGCGACACGUCGCGAACGACAGACGCAGACGUUGGGCGGUACGAUUAGUGCAUUGCGAAUCGCGACAAUGCGAUAGAUCUCGUUGACUCGACGUCAUGCCUUUCUUCGCGUGACCGCGAUAGAAAUCGUUCCACUUGCAUGCGCGGAGUAACAUUUGUAGCUUUCUCUAAGCGACUUCGUCAAUGAUGAUGUUUCAUUGAUCCUGUUGAUUUCGUUGCUCGACUCGUGAAUAGAAAUCGCACAAAGAUAUUUUUUUUUUUUUUUAGUCUUUGACGAUAUCUGUCGGCAGAUAAAUCUCGUCGCGGAGCCGUCGAGGCGAAGAUCGAUCACCGUGACCUAACCUAAGCUAACCUUGAAGGCGUCAACUGUCGCCGCACUCGCACGAUCGCGAGAAAAACGCGAGGUUUCUAACGUGAUAACAUCUUGAGUACCGUGCAGCGGACAUCGCUCCUCCAUAAUGAGCACUCCCCAGACUCCAGGUAUGGACCCCUGGGUGAUCCAACCUAGAGAAAGAAUGAGGUUUCAAGAACAAUUUGAUUCAUUGAAACCAAUCAAUGGAAUUGUCACUGGCGAGCAGGCAAAGGGAUUUCUCCUUAAAUCUCAACUUCAGCCUGCUAUUCUUGGACAAAUAUGGGCAUUAUCGGAUACAGAUGCAGAUGGAAAAAUGGAUAUAAAUGAAUUUAGUAUUGCGUGCAAGUUAAUUACUCUGAAAUUGCGUGGUUUCGAAAUUCCCAAAGUACUGCCACCUGUCCUUAUACAGAGCUUGAAAGCUUUCUCAACUGGUGAUGCUAAUCUAGCUGGAUUACUGAAUGGUUCCACUGCUUCAAGUAACGUUAGCUCUCUAGUAAAUUUAAGUGGACAUCCACCAUUAGUAUCUCAAACUGUACCAAGCGUGAUACCCACAGCUGGAAAUACACUCCUAGCACUACAACAAAAUAGACAGAAUGUGGCUCCAAGCACACAUGCCACAACUCAUAUACCGUCUAAGCCACCCGCUCGACCCGCGCCACCUUCUGUGGGAAUCGCGCCUUCUAUCAGUACCACAACCGGUGGUCCCCCGCAAAGACCUGCACCACCUGCAAAUAUUGGAAGUAGUUUCGCGGCCACGACAGGUGGCCCACCACCAAAACCAGCACCACCUUCGUUUCCAAACAGUCCUAUUACAGUAGGAAUUUCACCGAUGAAAGUUACAACUUCUGUUGUUGGUUCUUCAGUUGUUUCUUCGAGUCCGUCUAUACCCGUCUCUGGGAUAGGUAUUCCAUCGGUAGCACCCAUUGCCCCUUUAAACACAACUCCUGUACCAAUGGCUGCCUUUAACAUGGCACCACCAAUACCUACACAGCCAUUAGGCAUGGUUAAUGCAGGUGGUAUGGUUGCUCCUAUGACCGGCAUUCCCAGUAUGGUACCAUCUAUCGGAUCGAUAAAUACCGGGACUGGAGUCGCUUCGUCAGUAGCGUUACCAUUAGUAUCCUCGACGAUUGCAAACGGCACAUUGGUUAAUGGUGCAAUUACGCAAACGCCUGUAUCUACGAAUACGCCUUUAAGUACGACAGCACGUCCGCCGAGCAUAGAUAGAGUAGGCUCCGUGGAUUCACAGCACAGUCAGCAUUCUGCUGGUUCUCCACAAUCAACAGAAUGGGCGGUGCCACAUCAAACCAAAUUAAAAUACACUCAAUUAUUUAAUACUUGGGACAGAACGAGAUCUGGUUUUUUAUCUGGACCUCAAGCAAGAAAUAUCAUGGUGCAGUCGCAAUUGCCACAACCAAUACUUGCUCAAAUAUGGGCUCUAGCUGAUAUGGAUUCAGAUGGACGUUUAGGUUCUGAAGAAUUUGUGCUUGCAAUGCAUCUAUGCGAUAUCGCUAAACUCGGCGAAAAGAUACCUACGACACUUCCACCGGAACUUAUUCCACCUACAUUUAGACGGCAACGUCAAACCAGUUUAACAUUAUCUCAAAAUGCAACAGAAAAUAUUGAUCCAUUAGCGGGCAUGCCACAGACUUCAUUCGAAGAUAAACGCAAAGAGAACUUUGAGAAAGGUCAAGCGGAAUUAGAACGUAGGCGUAAAGCAUUAUUAGAAAUUCAGCGAAAGGAACAGGAAGAACGGGAACGCAAAGAGAGGGAGGAAGCUGAGAAACAAGAGAAAAUAAGAUUAGAACAAGAGAGACGUAGACAAGCGGAAAUUGAAAAACAGAUGCAAAGACAAAAGGAAAUCGAACAGGAAAAAGAAGAACAACGGAAACGCGCACAAGAACAGAAGGAGGCGGCACGCAAGGAAAUGGAAAGACAACGACAAUUGGAAUGGGAACGGCAGAAAUCACAAGAGCUGCAAGCUCAAAGACAAAAAGAGCAAGAUAUUCUCCUUAAAUUGAAAGCGAAAAAUCAGACGUUGACCAUCGAACUUGGAACACUUAAUGACAAAGUGAAGGAAUUGUCACAAAAGAUUUGUGAUACUCGAGUGGGAGUGUCAGGUGUCAAAACGACUAUUGACGGCAUGAGAUCAACAAGAGAUACGCAGUUACAAGAAAUGGCUGCAUUAAAAAAUAGAUUACGGGAACAAAAUCAAAGAUUGCUAGCAUUGAGUCAAGAGAAAGCACGUAUUGAGGCGAAAAAUAAAAUUAAUGCGGCACAAGAUGCAGCUGGGCAAGAGGCUAUUAAAAUGACAUUUGACAAUAAACAAAUUACUCUUAAGCAGAUGAAAGAUAAAAUAGCAGAUUUACAACAGCAGAUUGAUUCUAAAAUGGCCGAUAUUGAGAAUAAUAAUGCUCAGCUUGAAGAUAUUAAGACACAAAUGAAAAAUUUAAUAAUAGAGUGUAAACAACUCUAUAUUACUUUCGAUGAAAAGAAGAAGAAAGUAAUCGAACUUCGAUCGAGUAGUAACGUCUCAGCUGCCGACUUUGCCACAUCUGCGUGGGGUGAUAGUGCCUGGGGUGACGCACCUGUUAGCGAUGCAGCUUGGCCUGUCAAUGAUACUGCUGCAGUGACAAAUUCAAUAGAUGAAGCUGCUGUUGUCGGUGUUCGCAAAUACAGAGCCCUUUACGAAUUUGUGGCGCGAAAUCAAGACGAAAUAUCAUUUCAACCUGGCGAUAUUAUAUUGGUACCACCUGUGCAAAAUGCUGAACCAGGAUGGAUGGCAGGAGAGAUUCGCGGUCAUACUGGGUGGUUUCCUGAAUCUUAUGUGGAACCAGUGGAUACUGGUACAGCCAGUUUGGACAACGAACAUACUUUCGUACAACAAGAUAGUGUAGAGAAGAGAACGUUAGAAGGUAUAGCGGAAGUUCCCGAGAACGUAUCCGAUGCGGGAUCACUAGGGGGAGAAGCCCCAGUAGUGGAAGCUAUUAUACCUACUUUAGGCUUAGGUACAUCUUGCGAUAUACAAGUCACUACUUUGUUUCCUUACCGACCUACUAUGGAUCAACAUCUCUCCUUUGAAAAAGGCGAAACAAUCAAUGUCUCUGAGCAGCAGGAUGACUGGUGGUACGGUUCAGGCAGCACUGGAAAUAAGGGUUGGUUCCCCAAGUCAUACGUGAAAGAGAUAAUUGCAAACAACAAAGAUACUGUGGCUGAUGGUCUUAAUGAAUAUUACGUCGCUCUUUAUCGGUACGAAUCGACUGAAGCUGGCGAUCUUAGUUUCAACCAAGGGGAAGUUAUAUUAGUUACAAAGAAAGAAGGUGAAUGGUGGACCGGUUGUAUUGGGGACAAAAGCGGAAUCUUUCCGUCGAAUUAUGUAGAGAAAUGCGAUGCUCCCACUCAGGGUGCGCCUUUGUCUACUAAUGUUCAGUCGAGUGCUGUUGCUAUUGCUACAGCUGCCGAAACACAGAAGCAGAAUGAAGCUGAUACUGCAGCGAAUGUAGAAUCGCAAGCAGAAAAAACGGCAGACCAAUUAGAAGACGAGAGAGCAGCUGCCGAGGACAGAGCGGAAUUACCGGACUUUACUGCUAUGGCUGCUCAACAGUAUUACAAGAGAGGAAGAAAACCAGAAAUUGUUCAAGUUAUUGCACCCUAUCAAGGGACUAGUGGAGAACAGUUGGAUUUACAAAGAGGACAAUUAAUAAUGAUUCGUAAAAAGACUGAUAGCGGAUGGUGGGAAGGAGAGCUUCAGGCACGUGGUAAAAAGAGACAAGUUGGUUGGUUCCCAGCAACUUAUGUUAAACCUUUAACUAGUAGUAGUAAUAGAAGUACACCUGUCUCUCAUGGAUAUCAAGAUUCUCCAACAGAUCCGAAUAUUGAACGCGUUAUGGCUCUGUAUCCUUACCAAGCACAAAAUGAGGAUGAAUUGAGCUUCGAGAAAGGUGACGUUAUAUCAGUACUUGCCAAAGAAGAGGCAUCGUGGUGGAGAGGCGAAUUGAAUGGUGUAUCGGGCGUCUUUCCGAGCAACUACGUGUCACCCAUGUCAAAUGAAUUGAUGAUCGAUACAAUGAUGUGUCACAAUCCCAGGGAAAAAAAACGCCAGGAACACAUCAAAGAGCUAAUCAUGACUGAACAUGCUUACAUAGAAGACAUGAGGCUAGUACAUGAGGUUUUUGAAAAACCGUUAAUCGAAAGCUUAGUCCUAAGUGUUGACGAGAUAGAGAGGAUAUUUAUCAAUUGGAGAGAUAUUAUCGCGUGCAAUGAUAACUUCUUGAGGACUCUAAGGAUACGAAGGGACAAUAGCUAUAACGGAGUAGUUAGAAUGAUCGGCGAUAUAUUAUGUGAAAAUAUACCUAGGAUGUCAGCUUACAUAAGAUUUUGCAGCAGCCAAAUAUCUGCUGCGUCAUAUCUACAGCGUUUGACAGAAACUUCGCCGGAAUUCGUUCAGGUUGCACAGGCAUGCCAGCAAGAUCCGCGGACGAAAGGGAUGCCGUUAAGUUCGUUUUUAAUUAAGCCGAUGCAGAGGAUAACGAAGUAUCCACUUAUCAUCGGCAAGAUAUUAGAAUAUACACCGAUGGCUCAUCCCGAUAGGCAAUACCUGCAGGAAGCAUUAGCCAAAUCUGAGGAGUUUUGUAUUCAAGUAAAUGAAGGAGUUCGAGAAAAGGAGAAUAGUGACAGAUUGGAAUGGCUGCAAACUCAUGUUACAUGCGACGGACUUGAAGAGCAGCUUGUCUUUAAUUCCUUGACAAAUUCCUUGGGACCACGAAAACUCUUACAUUAUGGUAUACUUCACAAGCUAAAAAGUGGUAAAGAACUCGUCGGCUUUCUCACAAACGACUUCCUGCUGUUUGUUCAACCCAUGAAAUUUUCUUUGAAUUGCCAACAAUUUUCAUUCGAACGUAAUGAUCAUCAAAAAUUUAAGAUGUAUAGGAAGCCAAUAUUUCUUAAUGAAUUAUCUUUAUGCGGAGAAAGCGACGGAAACAGUAGUUUGAGCGGAAGCGAUGCAGCAGAUAACUCAUCGAAAAUUUUAAGACUGAAAGAUCAAAAGAAACCAAUAAUAUUAUUAGCACCAUCUGCGAAUGAAUGUUCAUUAUGGUCGAAACGGAUCGUGGAAGCGCGGAGGAAAUUUUUGGAAAAUGAGAAAAAUUGCCUGCAAAGACAGCGAUCAAAACAGGCACAAUUUAGAGCGUGCGGCAGAAUUCUUGUCACUGUGCUCCAAGGUUUCAACUUGAAAAUUCCAUCUGUUCGCAGAAGAUUUCCUCAAGGUACAUUGCUACUAACAGUUAAAGAAGCUGAGGAUCUUAUCAUUGGCAAAAAAGGAAAAUUUAAUGCAUUCUGCAAAGUAUCUAUGGGCUCUCAAGAAGAAAGAACAGGUGUUGUAUCUGGAACUGAUUGUCCUUGGUGGGACGCCUCGAUGCAAUUCCAAGUAAAAGAUUUACUCGAGGAUACCCUUUGCAUUACUGUAUUCGAUAAAGGAUAUUAUAGUCCCGAUGAGUUCCUUGGCCGUGCUGAAAUCAGAGUGGCCGACAUAAUGAGAGAUAGUAAGAAUUCCUGUGGACCAAUCCAGAAGAGGAUUAAGUUGCACGAAGUUGAAAGUGGCGAUGUAAUUCUUAAGCUUGAUCUUCGACUAUUUGAAUAAGCAUGAUACAGCAUUAGCCUUUAAUCUAAAAGUGCAUUUAUAUAAAACUUUAUUUAAGAUUUAUAUGAUAGGUAUGUAAUAGAAAAGACUGCAAGACAGAAAAAAAUGUCAAAAUUAAUAUUUAUCUUAUCUCUUUUCCGUUUAAAAAAUUCUGAAUGAUAAUCAAGUAACUUAGUCUCUUAGUGCAUGAAAAAUAUAUUUUUAUAUAAAAAGAUAUUGAAUAUAUCAUAUAGAUAAUACUAUUACAAAGUAGUUAAGUUUUAUAACAUGACAAUAUAGAUAUAAGCAGAAAAUACACGAAGAAUAAGAU
This is a messenger RNA of Pogonomyrmex barbatus (red harvester ant), 6691 nucleotides long. It is a transcript of the gene Dap160, whose product is annotated as dynamin associated protein 160. Gene Ontology annotation, molecular function: guanyl-nucleotide exchange factor activity; protein binding; calcium ion binding. NCBI's taxonomy places the organism in Eukaryota, Metazoa, Arthropoda, Insecta, Hymenoptera, Formicidae. The record is from RefSeq and is a predicted model, not a curated record. Gene Ontology annotation, biological process: positive regulation of Rho protein signal transduction.